AUGGUGCGCCCACGCGCCUCCCGGUUACCGGCGAAGCGCGCCGCCAGGGGCCGAUCACCGCCCCCGGCCGCCGUCCCUGCCAACUGUCAGUCACGCGUCCGCUCCCAGCCCACCAACCCCGCGGGCGACAAAGGCGCGCUGGGGCACCCUGCCUGGGCCCGCCUCCGGCAACGCUGGGCCGAGACGGGAAAAUCGCCGUGCCCGCUCCUGAGUUCCAAAGCGCACUUACACAGGCCCGUGGACGUGGAACACAAGCUGGUGGCAGGAGAAAGGUCAGCUGACCAAGGGCACUGUCACCUUUUGAGUGCUGGAGAUGUCCAGCCCAGUCUGGCCUGGCGGCAGUCUCGUCUGCAUCCCACAGAUGUUUCCUGGGGCCCACGGCCAUGGACCAACACACCUUCCCUCAUCCAUCUGAUGCCUCACAAGUGGGGGCAGUUCCCCCAACAGCACCUCCCCCGUGGUCUGGGCACUGUCAACAUUCUUCUCCGGAACUGGGUGUGGACACUUCGCCACAUGUGGGAAGUCAUGUCCCCCCAACUUCUGGGUGGUGAAAGAAUCUCCUUCCAACCCUGGGAUGCCACCUCCCUGCUAGCUCCAAUGGGCGCUGCUUUUUCCUCCACUCUUCUUGGCCACUGCUCUUGGGGAGAGGCAGCGGGAGCAGUCGCUGCCUGGUGACGGAGCCUGACUGAGGCUCCAGCCUCCUCUGCAUCUGACCCUUCUCAGGGUCCUCAAACCAACA
Vicugna pacos (alpaca) is the source of this 739-nucleotide messenger RNA. Lineage: Eukaryota; Metazoa; Chordata; Mammalia; Artiodactyla; Camelidae. The record is from RefSeq and is a predicted model, not a curated record.